Molecule: messenger RNA, 1827 nt
Organism: Oncorhynchus nerka (sockeye salmon)
Lineage: Eukaryota; Metazoa; Chordata; Actinopteri; Salmoniformes; Salmonidae
Gene: snn
Product: stannin
Exons: 2
Coding region: 511-774 (87 amino acids)
Cellular component (GO): mitochondrial outer membrane
Source: RefSeq, a predicted model, not a curated record
AGCAAAUCUAUGAGCUCCUAUAACUAUUUAACCGUUCAAAAUUAUGUCCAUAGACAAACAUGAAGUGAUAUAUAUAUUUUUUAAAUGUACAUGUUGUCAGUGAAGAUAAUCUAGCUACUACUGUUGCUUUAAAAUAGAGAUUGACAGCACAAAUUUACAUUUGUUUCGAUAUAUUGUGCAUCACAUGGUCUCAUUUCCUGCACUGAUACAGGGGCCUUGAAGUUCGGUUUUUGCGUGGGUGGCUACUAGUGUAUUUAAUGCACUGCAUGAGCAAAUUUUACGAAUGAAAUCGGUUCAAUUAGGAAGAGUCAUGGAUCUUAUGUAUUGAUACAGGCAGGGCUGUUGCUGCAUAGCACGUUGAUGAAGAUACGCGAUCGCGUCGUCUGUUUCAAUGGAAUGGUCUCCCAAGCAGAACCGUAAGACACCAAAAUCAGCAAGGGAUCAUACCACGCAGUCCUUGUCAAGUCCCCUGUUCUGUGACAAUGCUCUGAGUCACCUUCCUGUUGCAACAUGUACAUCACAGACCACAGCCCCACUACUGGGGUGGUGACAAUCAUAGUGAUCCUCAUUGCUGUUGCUGCCCUCGGUGUUCUCAUCUGCGGAUGUUGGUGCUACCUGCUCCUGCAGCGGAUUGGCCAGUCUGAAGAUGAGGAGAGUAUUGUAGGAGAGGGCGAGACCAAGGAGCCCUUCCUGAUGGUACCGUACUCCACCAGGGGCCCCCACAUCGAGCACAAAACCAAGCUCACCCACAACGGCACUGAGAAUCACACUUAACUGAGUCAUUAAGAAACCGUGGUCAUCACCUAAUAUUAACCAAGAGGAUCUCCUCAUUCACAUUUCAUCAUCUUUCAUCACGCCAUUGAAGGAUGAUAAACGGACUGCAGCUCAAUGUCAAUGUCUUAGGAAAUGUGAUAUUUUUGUUUCUCAUUCCACUGUGUGGAUCUCAGUCAGGAUGUGAGGUUGUGAACAGUUCAUUGUUAUGUUUCUUAAGUGUACAUAUUUUGAACACAAAAAUGUACAUCUAAUUGAUAUUGAUAGUUUUUGUUAACUCAGCAAUCCACUACUGAAUUUUGACGAUAGACACAAGACAGCGCUCUGACCAAAUGAGUGGGCCAAAACUUCUUCAGAGCUUGUUGGAAGAAUGUAUGGCAAAUUGAUGACAAAACAAUUUACUUAAUAUCAAGUUGCUCAAAUUAUUUGAAAUUAGCUUAAUUUUUAUUUGUUUAUUUUGCAUAGUUGAACUUGGUUUUGUUUUCUCCUUUGAUACACCAUCAUAUUUCACAAGCACAACAGGGUCUGAGUUUUAGUGAGGUCCGCACUCUAAAAUACUAUUUGGAGAACAGCGAAAAUUUGGCCAUGAUUGCUACACCUUUAGAUAGCUGGCUAGACUAAUUUAACAAUCUAAAAAAAUGUAAUUGACAUGGGCUACUUGAGUGACAGUCAGUGAGAGACAUAUAAGAAGAGGGAAACUGCUGAUUCACAACCAAGUUAGAAAUUGCACCUUGUGUAUUCUACUAUUCCAACUCUCAACAGUAAGUUGAGACCCCAACUGUUCCUAAAAAAUUAUAGAUUAUUAUAUAUUUUUAUAAUGUUGGCAAGGUCCGUACCUCGGUGUCCUCAUAUGUAGCUACAACACAGUAGCUGCUACAACUGACAUGGGUUGAGAAGUCCUACCAAGAAGCUACCAAGAGCCAAUUACAUAUUUUCUAUAUUCAAUUGCAACAUAGGAAAUCCUGAUGACCAGAUUCUAUGGUAGCUGACCAGGUUGAUAUUUGAUGAAACAAUGUUAUAAAGUAUUGUGAAAUGUAAAUAACAUUAUGAAGGCUA